Molecule: messenger RNA, 957 nt
Organism: Hydra vulgaris (swiftwater hydra)
Lineage: Eukaryota; Metazoa; Cnidaria; Hydrozoa; Anthoathecata; Hydridae
Biological process (GO): protein import into mitochondrial matrix
Cellular component (GO): PAM complex, Tim23 associated import motor
Source: RefSeq, a predicted model, not a curated record
UUUAAAAAUCUAAAAAAUCUGUGGUAGUAAAUAUUAAAGGGCAAAUAUAAAUGGCUGUAAAAAAUGUGGUAAAUUUUUGUAUAAAACAGCAAAAAGUGGUGAUUUGCUUCUAUCCUGUAAUAGCAACACGUAUGAAACAUUCAUCUGGAGGGCAAAUGAGUUCCUCUCCUGAAAAAUACUCUGCAUUAAGUUUUGAUGAAUAUCAAAGUUUAAAACGUUCUUUAAGAACUAAACAGCGUCUUUCUGGAAUUCCGUUUGCAUUUACUGGUUUAACUAUUUCUUCUAUGGCAACAGCUUACUUGGUUCCUGAUAUGUUUGAUGCAACCCCAGAAAAUGUGCAAUUAAUAAUGGGGCUUGAUCCAAUAGUCUUUUGCGGAAUAUGUGGUGUGUCAUCAAGUUUUCUUGGAUAUGUUUUAGGAACUAAUUUUUAUAAGUUGAUUUGGACUUUAAUGAAUAAAACUGAGGCAAUUCGUUUGCAAGAAAAAGAUAAAGAUUUCUUAAAACGACUUGAAAAGCAUAGAUUUAGUCAAGAUUCAAAGUUUGAAGAUGAUUAUUAUGGUGAAUCUAUUAAAACUCUUAGUGAUUAUCGUCAAUGGGUUCGAACUCAGCAACGUAAACGUGAAGCAGCUGCAAAGUUUAAAACAAUGGCUUCUACAAAGUUAACAUAAAAAAAUAAAAUUUAUCUAUUGAUACUAAAGUAUGCUUAACGAUCUAUUUUUUUUUUAUCUGCAGAAUUGUUUUUAAAAAAGCUAGUUACAAAUUAAGAAAAUUUUAUUUUUCAAAGAUGUUAUUUUGUAUUUUUGUUUCCUUUUUUUUGUUUUUUCUCACUAAUACAUAAAAAAUUUGUGAGAAAACGUUUCAAAAUAAUGCCUUAAGUUAAAUUGCAUGGCUAUUUGUAAUGUAAGCUGUGAUGUAUAAUUGUUUUUUGUAAAACAUAAAAAUCCAUUUUUUUAUUUA